Molecule: messenger RNA, 1041 nt
Organism: Entrophospora sp. SA101
Lineage: Eukaryota; Fungi; Glomeromycota; Glomeromycetes; Entrophosporales; Entrophosporaceae
Source: the annotation of a GenBank genome assembly
AUGAGCCAAUUUAAUUACCAAUUUGACACUACUACACCCAGUUCUUCCUCUACCUCACCCAAAGUUUCACCGUCUAUAAGGCCUAUAGAAUUCGGUGAUAAUGGUGGUUUUAUUAAAGACAAUGAUCUUGAUGAUAUAAUAUUUAUAUCACCUAACGAUAAUGAUGAAUUUUCAUUACCCGACGAUAAGAUGUUAGAUAAUAUCGACCAAUUGGAAAUACCGCAUUAUUUAAAUCGGCAAUUAUGGAAUGCUAAUUUUAUAUCUCCGAUACACGAUAUCUUGUCCAGUCGUAAAAGAGUUCAUGUUUUAGAUGUUGGCUGUGGAAAAGGAACUUGGAUACUAGACAUGUCAUUGAAGUAUCCAUUUUCAAUUUUCAUAGGAAUUGACAGAUCACCAAUUUUUCCAUCACAAAACAAUAUAAAACAAUUGAACGCGACAUUUUUAUAUUUAAAUUUGUUAGAGAAAGCGUUGCCAUAUGAUAACAACACUUUCGAUUUUGUUCAUUUGAGAUAUUUGAAUUUGAAUUUACUUAAAGUGAAUUGGUCAAUUAUAAUAAAUAAACUUAUAAAUGUUUUGAAAAACUCUAGUAAUGAUGACAUUGGUUAUAUUGAAAUUUGUGAAUGGGAUUUAGUAACAUUUAAUAAUGGACCUGUUACUAAAAAAUUGUUCAAGUCUGUCCAAGAAUAUUUAAUAUCAAUAGGUAUUGAACCAAUUAUCAGCAAAACGCUCGAACAAAUAUUAAAAGAAAAACCCGACGAACUAACAGAUAUUACAAUCCAAAAAAAAUUCUUUCCGAUCGGUAAUUGGUCAAGAAUUAAAGCAAGAAAACAACAUUCAUUCUCUUCAUUAAAUAUUGAUUACAACAACAGCAACGUCGGUAGUAAAUUUUUGAAAAUAUUGAAUAAUUUCAAACCACAUUUAUCAAAUUAUAUGGGAAUGGAUGAUAAAAAAUUUGAUAAUAUGAUAAAAGACUUUAUUAAAGAAGUUGAUAGUUAUAAAACUUUUGGUCAGGAAACCAGGAUUUACGCUAGAAAAAUCUAA